This is a messenger RNA of Haliotis rufescens (red abalone), 2188 nucleotides long. RefSeq lists its product as uncharacterized. The record is from RefSeq and is a predicted model, not a curated record. Lineage: Eukaryota; Metazoa; Mollusca; Gastropoda; Lepetellida; Haliotidae. The coding region runs from base 350 to 1735 and encodes 461 amino acids. The transcript is spliced from 5 exons.
UCCUAUCACACACAACCAACAAGUGUUGUUCAGACAGUGUAGGGAAUAUGGAAGUAAAGGAUGUGUUCGAGAGAGAGUGAGCGGUUUGAGUUUGGGAACAUGUUUUUGAUCUAGUUUACGAAAUCAUCGAUCAGGUCUAAAACAGUCACAAGGCAUGUCUAAACUUGCUACCGACACAAAUCCGCGUCAUGUGAUAUCGUCGCCUCCCAGCCAGUAUAAAAGCUGUCCGAGUGGCCGACUAGGAUCAGUCUACUGAUAUCGACGUAGCUGUACUGUGCAAGGACAGGUUGAGAGAGAGUUACCCAAGUACAUCACUUAAUACAACAGCCUGGUUAUAAACAGAUUCAACAUGGCUUUGCUUCCUCCUGGUGGACUUCCGGAGAUUGUCUUCUCCUUUGACACAACCGGCUCCAUGAGCAGCUGUUUGGCCGAAGUCCGAGGUCGACUCCAGGACAUGAUACAGCGGCUCCAGGCUGACAUCCCCGCCAUCAGAAUCGCCGUCUUCGCACACGGUGACUACUGUGAUGGAAGUGAAGCAACCAAGUGGGUCGACUUUUCCACUGACGUCAAUGAACUCUGCAAAUUCGUUAAAAACGUCAGAAGCACAGGGGGCGGAGGAGACGGAGGCGAAUGUUACGAACUCGUUCUCAGACAAAUUGGGGAGGAACUGUCAUGGACGCCGGGUUCAAAUCGGGCUAUUGUCCUUAUUGGGGAUGAUUCACCACACGCACCAAGCUUCAGUGGAAAUAAACUGAUGAUAGAUUGGAGGAAAGAGCUAAAAACACUGACCAACAUGGGAGUCAAGAUUUACGGUGUUGAGUGUGGAUAUGGAGGUAUACCAUUCUACACAACCAUAUCAGCGGAGUCGGGAGGCCGCUAUCUUCAACUCAAAGACUUCUCCAACGUGUUUGAUCUCCUCAUGGCCAUCUGCUACAGGGAGCAGGGGGCAGAUAUGUUGGAGGCCUAUGAGAAAGAGGUUCGAGCCCGCCGUGCUGACGGUUCUCUGAGUGAAGACGUGGAAGGAAUGUUUACUGCCCUACGCGAUGGAACAACCGUCACUUCAACGUCGAAGAAGGUGACAAACUCUCGUGGCAAGAAAGUCGAUACCGUUCCAGUCUUGUCAAAACCUGCAAGAAAAAUCACAACCAGAAAAUCAAAACCUACUCCCAUCAGGAAACCAAAGCCUACAAAGAUAAAGACACCAAGCAAGAAAACAUUGCUGAAUAGAGAGGAGAUCCCAGAGGACAACUUCGCCCUGAAAGAUAUGGACUGGUCACCCUGGAUCAAAGUUAUCUCCCCUAGGCUCCCAGCGAAACCAGACGCAGACAGGUGGGAGAAACGCUGGGGUGAUGUUAAAACUGGCUUCAGAACCAAGAAAAUCUUCAACUCUAUGAAGAGCAAGCCAGCUCUCUAUGAAAUCGGUGUUCAGGUGAGCCGCAAUGGGCGAAGGUUCGUGGUCUUGAACACACUCUGCCGCCAUCUUCCGGACAAUGCUAACUGGGAAACCCGCCUCCUUGGACACAGGAUUGUAAAAGCCCAGGUGAACAAAGUUGUGUCUCAAGGUUGUAGUGUCUUCGUGCGAAGGGCGGAAUACAAAACUGUCAAGAGUCACGAGAAAAAUGUCCAGUCAGCACUACUCACUUACGACUAUGCCUGGAGACGUCUUCGGAACACACGCACGCGAGCUCGACAUCUUGUUAAACAAGGCUGCACCAUCUCCUCAAACAAAUGGUGACGUUUAUCAUCUCACUCCGCGUCAGUGGGAGCGGCCUCCCUCGGAUAUACUCUGCAACUGUUGUGCCAAGAAACAUUCAAGUUGGUUGAAUUAUGAAGCUAUGAAACUUUAUUUUCACCACAAUUCAUCCACACCUACAACAGAGAACUGCUCCCAACUCACUAGUCCAUACAGCUGCUUUGCUCAGCUGUCAUGAUUCGCUGAUAAUGAGUUCGAAUCCCAGAUUCUCCCUAAUCAACGACCAUGGUUUGUCAGCAACACGUGUAUGUCCGUGGAUGGCACCAAUGUGAUGAAUGUCUUGGACCUGCAUUACUUCAGACUUUCUUCCCAAAUAAGCUGAUACGUUUUGUAUAUAGUCAUCGCCUGUUUCACAAUGGAUUACGCACUACAUACCUGUGUUGUUUGUAUAUAAAUGUAAACUAAGUAUAUACAGAAGAACAUUGUUGUUUUUGU